CAAACAGUGUAAGUGAUGGUAUCAAUAAAUCGCCUGAUCAAAUUGCAUACUGCGACGAACAUGGAAAUUACCCUAACGUUGACGCUACUUAUGCUACUAGCAGCUUCAAGUCACGCGCAGCUGCUCUGUUUCCAUUGUGAUGACUGUGAAAGCGGUACUGUUGCAGUGGAGGCCUGCAAUUUCAAUGACCCUGUUCAAACCACGAACGCACCGAUUGAAACUACCACAGUAAACACUCCAACAGGAGAUCCAGUAUCUACGACAUCUCCAGCUUUGGAUACAACUACGUUGAUCCCCGAUACCACAACAUCGGGCGAUCCAAUUUUGACACCACCAACAAUACCAACUUGGACACCAACUCAGGGCAGUAGCUUGGCCACACCCCCGAUCACACCACAAUGGGGUUUCGAAUCGCACAGUGGUCGCUUGAUAAUUCCACUUCCACCCCAGGACCAGACACCAUAUGUUUGUUCGAUGGUGAAAUUUGUUGAUGGUCAACGUGAGGUUGUGCGGAGAGGUUGCGCCCGCCUAGGACAAAACACAGAACAAACCUGUAGCGGUCUCUCUGGCAGCUCCCAUCACACUCGGUGUACCGUUUGUAUGACCCACCUUUGCAACAACGGAGUGUAAUAGAACCGUCUACGAUCAAAGUUUUUUUAUAUUUAUUUAUCUAAUCAUCUUUUUACGCCGGUCUCUUUUCAUAUGCUCGAAAUAAGACAAAAUAUUUCCUGUUUGUCCUGUUUAACCAUACGGGAAUAACUUGCAAAAUUUAGCAUAAAUUCACAACGAAGUUCCAUUUUUUUAGUACAUAUAUCGAAUGUCACCAUUACUAAUCGCAAACAAAACCCUUCGAUACGCUUAGUAGAUUGCAUUGCUGAUAAUGAUGUUCAACUCUUCAGAUAACUUUGGCAUAUUUAUUCCAAUUAGUAAGCCUAACAUGUACAACAAAGUUUUGAUAAACAAUAGCUUAAUAUUCCUCGAUCAAUCGAAUUCAUCGACAGUAAAUGUUACUCGCUAUAAUUAUCAGACUGAACUUGUGGUCGUGUGAUUAUUACACGGUUAUUUUGUAUAGAAAAAAUGUCAGACAUAUCGCUUGAUAUGGUUGAAAAUAAUUCCGACUCGAUAACACAAGGAAACACCCAUUGAAACCAAUAAAAUUAAAUUAAUUGUUCUAGCUUCCAUGUGGUGUGGUGUGAUUUGCGAAGAAAAAAGCAAAAAAAAAACAAUGAUUAAUGGAAUCAUCAUCGUAACCCACCCAAUGAUAAGCAAAAACACAGACAUAAAAUAUAUGGUAUCUAGCAGGUGCAGUCAUGUCAAUACGCGCACUGAAAAACUACGCUCACAUAUCCCAACGGAUCUUUAGUAGUUAAUUUAUAUUACAAAUGUAUUUUAAUAUAUUAUUAAUAUUAAGCACGGCAUAAAGGUACGUUACUGAAGAAACGACUUGUGUCCACUAAAUCAAUCUAAAGAAAAGAGAGUAAACUCUAUUUAACAACUAGUCAAUUUAUCUCCGUGUUUCGGCAUGUUUUCAAGUUCAGCGCGAGUUAUAUUUUGACUUUCAAAAUAGCCACUUUAAACCUGAAGAAAGCAUUUGUGGAGAGUACUGUUUUAUUUGUUUAUAUCUUGUAUACUAGUACAGAUUUUUCGAAAUUUAUUGGUACAGAUUCUGUACGGUACAGAUUACAGAAUUUUGUUAAAAAGUACAGAAUGGUACAGAUUUUUAGAGCUAAAAUCGUGACACGAAAUUUAUGUUUGACAUUUCCACAUUUUGACAUCCAUAUUGAGAAAGUGUGUACAGAACAUACUAAAGAUAUCAGUGACUCAGCUUAGUUGGAAUAAACGAAAAAAUACAAGACAAGAAUAUACUUUAGGCAGAGAGAAUUAUCGCAGAAGAAUUUACAAUCCGGAUGAAAGAUAAACAGAGCUGUUGGAUUAUUA
Molecule: messenger RNA, 1938 nt
Organism: Topomyia yanbarensis
Lineage: Eukaryota; Metazoa; Arthropoda; Insecta; Diptera; Culicidae
Exons: 3
Coding region: 16-630 (204 amino acids)
Source: RefSeq, a predicted model, not a curated record